AUGUAUUUUUGGGAUAAAUUGAUUAGACAAUAUAAAACAUAUAAAAAUAAUAAAAAAUAUGGAUAUUAUGGAAAAGAAAUAAAGGAAGCAUUUGAAGAUGCAGAUAAAGAGAUACCAAAAGAACAAAAAGAAGAAACCUCUUCUGAAAGGACAUUAAGUAGUGAUGAAUUCAAUCCUAACCAACUUGAAGAUAAUGAAGAUGAGUGGGUAAUUAACUUUGAUGAAAUUAAUCCUGCUAGUAAUAUUUCAGAGACUAGUUAG
Molecule: messenger RNA, 261 nt
Organism: Funneliformis mosseae
Lineage: Eukaryota; Fungi; Glomeromycota; Glomeromycetes; Glomerales; Glomeraceae
Source: the annotation of a GenBank genome assembly